Oryctolagus cuniculus (rabbit) is the source of this 1993-nucleotide messenger RNA. It is a transcript of the gene CCL22, whose product is annotated as C-C motif chemokine ligand 22. Gene Ontology annotation, cellular component: extracellular region. Gene Ontology annotation, biological process: eosinophil chemotaxis; positive regulation of GTPase activity; positive regulation of cell migration. The record is from RefSeq and is a predicted model, not a curated record. NCBI's taxonomy places the organism in Eukaryota, Metazoa, Chordata, Mammalia, Lagomorpha, Leporidae. Gene Ontology annotation, molecular function: CCR chemokine receptor binding; chemokine activity.
UAAAUAGCAGACCUCCUGUCCCGAGGCCACCGCAGACACCUGGCUGGGACACACAGCACAGAGGAUGGCCAGCAUGCAGGCCCCGCUCCUGGCUGCUCUCAUGCUCCUGGCUGUGGUACUUCAAGCAACGGAGGCAGGUCCCUAUGGCGCGAACGUCGAGGACAGCGUGUGCUGCCGCGACUACAUGCGCCGGCCCCUGGCCCCGCGUGUGGUCAAGUAUUUCUACUGGACUUCGGACUCCUGCCGGAGGCCUGGCGUGGUCUUGGUGACCCUCAAAGGCCUGGAGAUCUGUGCCGACCCCAGACUGCCCUGGGUGAAGAAGAUUCUCCGGAAGCUGGAACAGUGAAGAGGGGCCCUGACGACCCUGGCCGUGGCUCCUCCAGGAAGGCUCGCGGAGCCCUACCUCUCUACCAUCACAGCUGCUCUCCCAUAGAAGCCCGUGCCAGUGACUCCGCACCCCCCCACCUCCAUCCCUGCUGCUGUCACCCUGGGUCUGGCUCCCUGUCGCUCCCAUCUGACCCUCACCCCUCCUCCACCCCACCGCAGCCACAGGGCCCAUGUCCCGGUCAGUCACUCCCUGCUCCAAAGCCUUCCACGGCUCCCCACUGCCUGACGCUGAGGCCAGGGCUCCUGGUACUGGGAUCUGGGUUCCACCGCUGCCUGUACCCCAUCCCCUCCCUCUCCUGUACUGGGAGCUGGGCUCCAGCUCCCUGCCCUGCAAGCCCAGUCCUUACAUUUCUACUCCUGGCUCUUCUCCCGGAAUGCCGCUCCUGUCACCUGCAUGCGGCCAGCCCCCCGCCAGCCCACGUGGGCCUUGCUCAGCCCAAGCCGCUCACUGCCGAGCUUUGGGUUUUAGUCUUUCCCUGCCCUCUGGCCCCACUUAAGAGCCCCGGUCACAGUCUGCCCGGAUUCUCAGAACUGGGGCCUUGUCCUGCAGCCCCACUGGUUGGACCAAGGUCCCCACUUCGAGUUACUCCAACCUCCUGGCCUCUAGCACAGAACGUGGUGUGCAGGGCCUGGCAUAGAACCAGAGGUCAGCAAGGGCCUGCAGAUGGAGUCAGUGAAAGCAAGCCCUCUCCCCGCGGGAGGCUGCUGCCCGGCAACAGAGACUCAAGUUCACCAGGAAGGAGCUGGCUGGGACGCUGGCAACACUCCAGCUUUGCCCAAGGCACCUCCUUCCCUGUCUGCCCCACAUGUUGGAUCCCUGCCCUUUUUAUUAGGCCUUUAGUGCUCCUCCAGCCUCCAACACCCGGGCCUGACCUCUACUUUCCUGGCCUCCUUCCCUAAAGAGCUGUGACCAAAUUCAUGCUAUGGUGUAAAUGACUAUCUUUGCCUUGGUAUUAUAAGCUAUAGAUGUAUUUGUAUAGGAAAAGAGGGUAAAUACUUAUGAGGACAAGUGGACGAACGGGAGAAUUUUAGGAGCUGUGUGAGAGGGGAACAAGGUGGAGCUUUGCUGGCUCUGGAGGCAGCUGGCUGUGGUAGGGUAGCACUGGGUGUGUAUGGGGGGUCAUGGUUGAAUGAAGGAUCCCUGGGUAGACAUUGUUCUCAGGUGGCCAGGGCCAGGCUGAGGACCAACAUUUGGGACCCUGCUCUGCCUCCCGGGGGCCAGCAGUGUCCCAAGUAAACAAAAUAAACUUGACAUGUGCUUGCUCCUUUCUAAGGGAGCCUGACAUGGCCCAACAUGGUGAGUGUAGCUGUGUGGCCACAAGGAGAUCAGUUAACCUCUCUGAGCCUCCCCUGAGAAAUGAGAGUGAGAAUACCCACCCUAAGAGGCUCCUGCUGGGCUCGGUCUCAAGUGUGUAAGUGACACUUGGCCAGCCACAUGGCUCAGGGUCUGAGAGGGCCCACAUCCCUCCUGGAACCCAAGGCCAGCUGCCUGCCACAGCCGACAAGUGCCAGCCUGCCUGCUGCUCAUGACAGAGCCCUGGGGUCCAUCCCCUUCUGCCUUGUCCUUGACCCUCAGGCCUUCUGGAAAAUAAACCCUCUAAAACCA